Messenger RNA from Coregonus sp. 'balchen', 11676 nucleotides. The record is from the annotation of a GenBank genome assembly. NCBI's taxonomy places the organism in Eukaryota, Metazoa, Chordata, Actinopteri, Salmoniformes, Salmonidae.
UGAUUAUUCAUGUGCUGUACUGUAUGUCAGGAUGUCUGUUGAAAGCCAAGAGACCCGGACAGUUGAGGUGCUGGGAGUACCUGAGGAGGUGGAGGAUGAGCUGCUGUAUUUGUACUUUGAGAACAAGCGUCGUUCUGGAGGAGGCAGUCUGGUGUCUGUGGAGCUGGAAGGGAGCCGGGCCUUACUGCUGUUUGAAGAGGCAGAGGGUAAGAAUGGAUUCAGUCUGUGUAUUUCUUGUGAUCUGAUAUAAUGUCGAAGGCCAAUAAGUUUUACUUUAUGUACCUAUACAACAUCUUGUGAUUCAUUCUUUAUCUGGAUCCCCAUAUGCUCAUGUCUUAGUGACGCUAGUAUUCCUGUGGUCCACAAAUUAAUGAUAAUAUUGUACCAAAAAAACAAUUCAUCCAUUGCCAUCCCAUAGCAUGCUGAUUAUGUCUGUGUUUGAUUGACAGCUGCAGCAAGGGUCCUGUCUAAAGGACCCCAUGUCCUGCACAAUGCUGAGUUGACCGUGAGGAAGCCUGCGUGUAAGGAUCCAUGGAGACUGUUGCUGCGGGGGGUUAACCCAACCACCAGUCAGGAGCUGGUGGAGCUGUAUGUAGAGAACAUGAUGGGGAUGGACAUGGACGAUUACACUCUGUACCCCUCACCUGGCAGGGACCUGGUCCUAGUACACUUCCAUCAGGCCUUCAAUAAAGGUUUGGGGUUUUCCUAUCAAGUUUAAGUUUAAAGAUGGAAUCCACAGUAGGGGGAAACAGCGCCACUGGCCGCCCCACCACCCUUGUUUUUGGUGGCGUGCUGAGGAACAUUGCGCAGCAUGGUCAAAACAUUGCAGUACAUAUUGUGCUCUUCUAUCGCGUGUGCAAUGACAUCAGAGGGGAAAAGGCAGUGUUUGUUGUUUGCAGUAACUUCUUUGUUGUUGUAAAAUGGCAAACAGACAUGCAGAGUUCAAUUUACACCAUGACAUUUAGGGGGUCUCUGUAUUGAGUGCACAAACUCAAUUAUUUCAUAGGCCUAAUAAUAAAGACAUAAUUGAAAUGGUAAAAAUGUAUUACCUUUUAAUGUGGCAUGAACACAACAAGUCAUAUUUUCAUCUGAUUGUCAAACAAAUCACUUCAAAAAGUAGGCAUGUUCGUCCACUCCAAAAUAAUUCCAGCAUCCAAACUGCAUGUACAGUGGGGGAAAAAAAGUAUUUAGUCAGCCACCAAUUGUGCAAGUUCUCCCGCUUAAAAAGAUGAGAGGCCUGUAAUGUUCAUCAUAGGUACACGGCAACUAUGACAGACAAAUUUUUCCAUAAAAUCACAUUGUAGGAUUUUUAAUGAAUCUAUUUGCAAAUUAUGGUGGAAAAUAAGUAUUUGGUCAAUAACAACAUUUCUCAAUACUUUGUUAUAUACCCUUUGUUGGCAAUGACACAGGUCAAACGUUUUCUGUAAGUCUUCACAAGGUUUUCACACACUGUUGCUGGUAUUUUGGCCCAUUCCUCCAUGCAGAUCUCCUCUAGAGCAGUGAUGUUUUGGGGCUGUCGCUGGGCAACACGGACUUUCAACUCCCUCCAAAGAUUUUCUAUGGGGUUGAGAUCUGGAGUUCUUGUGAUCAUUUUGACCCCACGGGGUGAGAUCUUGCGUGGAGCCCCAGAUCGAGGGAGAUUAUCAGUGGUCUUGUAUGUCUUCCAUUUCCUAAUAAUUGCUCCCACAGUUGAUUUCUUCAAACCAAGCUGCUUACCUAUUGCAGAUUCAGUCUUCCCAGCCUGGUGCAGGUCUACAAUUGUGUUUCUGGUGUCCUUUGACAGCUCUUUGGUCUUGGCCAUAGUGGAGUUUGGAGUGUGACUGUUUGAGGUUGUGGACAGGUGUCUUUUAUACUGAUAACAAGUUCAAACAGGUGCCAUUAAUACAGGUAACGAGUGGAGGACAGAGGAGCCUCUUAAAGAAGAAGUUACAGGUCUGUGAGAGCCAGAAAUCUUGCUUGUUUGUAGGUGACCAAAUACUUAUUUUCCACCAUAAUUUGCAAAUAAAUUCAUUAAAAAUCCUACAAUGUGAUUUUCUGGAUUUUCUUUUCUCAUUUUGUCUGUCAUAGUUGACGUGUACCUAUGAUGAACAUUACAGGCCUCUCAUCUUUUUAAGUGGGAGAACUUGCACAAUUGGUGGCUGACUAAAUACUUUUUUUCCCCACUGUAUACUCGGGGCAUUUGAUAAAUGGAAAUAGACAUCUGUUACAAAACCCCAAAAAGUGUGCCUAAUGACAUUCAGCGAUUACCAUUGAUUAGGCCGACAUUAAUUGAUGCGUCUUGCUGACAAAUAUAGUUUUUUUUUUUGUAGCCUGAAAAGUCGGGACACCUGAAAUGGGCUGAAACUGUCCCGGGCAAAACGGGAUGCUCACCCUAACACACAGUCAACUUACUAGACUAGGCUACAAUGGGUAUUACCAUGACAAUAGGCCUACUGGUAGCCAAUGAUGUAGUGUUUUUAAAAAGUAGGUGGGUAAACUGGUUGCCGGUCGUGGUGAAAAGUUUAGUUCCCUAUGCUUUCAAUGCAUUAUUUUGAAAAGGGUGGGUAAACGGCGCUCCACUAGGUCUACACCACUGCCGGUAGACUACCCUCUCAGCCAAGGCUAUUUUAAACACCUGAACACACGCAGAAUAGGUAGCCUACAUUCAAUAUAAUACAUGAUUUGAAUCAAAACAUGUUUUACACCCUCGUUCAUGGGUUGUCCAUAAUUAAUGAGUUAAUGCUUGGAGUCUUCACAGAUUGUGUGACAUAAAACACUACCUUUCUUUCCUUACAUGAAUGACAUUUGACAGUGUUAUUUGUCACUAGUAAGCAUUUAACAAUUGAAUUAAAACAUUGACCUUAAACCAUGUAUGGAACUUGGAGAUCUCGGAAAAUGCACUAUAAGUGUAACUAUGCCUAUGUAACAUUUCAUUAUGUUUUGCCGUGAAAACAGUUCUCAUGGGCAUACAAAUCCAAAAUGAUGUAGGCUUACGCCAUUGCAAAAUCGAAUGCUUCUAACCAAUAGAGUCAACUAUAGGCCUACUGUCAUUAGUGUAUAGUCUACUUGUUGAAUGGAUUGGAUGUACAUUGGUGACUAAGUGUAGGCUAAUUAUCUAGUGAUAUUGUCGACAAUCAUCAGCUGAACCAGGAAAGAAAACACAUUUUGAUAGAAAAUAAUAAAGCUAAAUAAAUGGUCUGCUACUUCUGGGCAGGGAGAGCACCAGUACCCUGGUGCACCUGAAAAACAAAGCAAUGAGCGCUGACUGACAAAAGCAAACUAUGAUAAUCCAAUUAUAAAUCUAAUGCAUUGAAAAAAGCUAUGUUUAUCAAGGACGUAUGGCAAACGAAUGGCGGAAAUGAGGAAGUACAAAGGAAAAUCAUUCAGAGGAGUUGAGCCCCCCCUGGCUUCCCCGUAAUUUCACCAUGGGCUGUUUCACCAUUAAAGGGAUACUUCAGGAGUCAGAUGAACUCAUGGAUACCUUUUUGUAUGUCUUUGCGUGGGUUUUGAAGAAAGUUGCUAACUAGCGCUAGUGCAAUUGCUAACUAGCGUUAGCAUAAUGACUGGAAGGCUAUGGGUAUCUGGAGCAGAUACCCAUAGACCUCCAGUCAUUUUGCUAACGCUAGUUAGCAUUGGCUCGCAGAACUACUUCUAACUUCCUUCAUACAUUCCACAGAGGCAUAAAAAUGGUAACAAGUUCAUCUUGAUAAAGGACCUCAUUGCCAAUGUCCUGAAGUAUCUCUUUAAAAACCUUUUUAGGAAGUUUGAACUUUGGAUAAAAGUUAAGUAUCAACUAAACCAGAGAUUUUAAGUAAUUGAAAUGAUUUGGCAAAUAAUAUAAUUGCGAAUGUAUUUUAAGUGGCUAUGCUUUUGCAUACAGUAUAGUUAAUGUGUGUAUUCUUCCUUAUUUUGCAUGCACAGACUUCCAGAAGCUUUACACAAAGAUCUCUAAGAAGCCUCUGGAUGGAGCACAGAUCGUUCUGGAACAGAUAGAUCAGACUGACUCCAUUUUAGUGGAGAACCUGCACCCCAGCAUCACAGCAGACAUGCUGAAUCUGUACAUGGAGAGCCAACGGGCUGGUGGAGUUAAGGAAGUCACCAUGAUGUCAGAGGGGGUUGCCAGGGUCUCCUUCCUGGACUUUGACUGUAAGUUUUGAACAUAGACUUAUAUAAUGUCGAAUGUCUGUUUGAAUGUAAGUUAUGUUUUCUACUGUAGAAAAAAAGGACUUCGUACAUUUGUAUACAAGCAAUUCCGUUGUAGCUGUUGUAUCCGUUUAAAGUCAUAUUGUUGUUAGAUGUUGUAUGUUAAUGCAACAUAAAAGCUAUAAAGCAGGGGUAUUCAAAUCCUUCCUUGAGGGUCUGAAGUACUGCUGGUUUUCUGUUCUACCUGAUAAUGAAUUGCACCCACCUGGUAUCCCAGGUCUAAAUCAGUCCCUGAUAAGAAGGGAAGAAUGUAUGGGGGGGGGGAAAGCACUGGAACUGGCUUCGAGAUCCAGAUUUGAAUUUGAUGGCUCUAAAGCAUGCAAGUUCUAUCUAGCUGUUGAAUGCGUUUUAUUCCCUUCCUUGUUAUUGCAUCUAACAGCAGUGGAACGUGUCCUUAAACAAUCACACAAGCUUGAGGAGACGGAUCUGAUGGUCAGGCCUUACUUCUCCUUCCUCCAAUCAGAGGACAGCUCCUCCUCACCUCUGACCUCACCCCUGACCUCACCACUGACCUCUCUGAAUGGAACAUCCAAUAGUAGCGCAACGAACACACUGCAGACAGACAGUGGUGGUCAAUCACAUACUGGUUCUCUCCCUGCAGCCAGUACCAGUGAUCAUUCUCAGUCCUCCCAUCAGGUUAACUCUGAGCCCCUGGUCCCCCUUCUGUCCACCCCUGUGUCCCAGGCAGCAGCAGCCCAGGGAGGCAUGGAGGACCUAACGUCGACCCCAGAGCCCCUGUCUAGCCACAUCUCCGUCCCUGACCCAGUGAAACUCGCACUGCUCAAGCUCAGUCCCCUGCCCCAGAGCCUUCAGCUGGCCCACCCAGCUUGUAGCGUCCAGAUCAGGGAGGACGGGGUCCACAUGGCCGGGUCUGACCGGCUGGGGCUGGAGCAGCUGAAGAACUCUGUGUUGGAGUUCCUCAGGGGCGUGGCCCAGGCUCAUCUCACCUUUGACCCAGAGAAGGCCCACUUCCUGGCCAAACAGGAAGUGAAAGACAAGCUGCUGCAGACGUUGAAGGACAAGGGGCUGCCGUCCAUGUAUACAGUGUCGGACUGUGACGUCGUGGUAACGUCUCUGUCUUUCAGCUUGGUGAGCCAGGCUUGUAGCUUGCUGAAGACCCUGCUGUCUGACUUCAGUAUCCCCGUGGACAGAGAGUAUGAGUGUAUGCUGUACGCCCAGGAGUGGACUGGCUUCCUCCAGUCUCUGGGUCUCUGCUCUGCUAAGGUGUCAGAGAGGGGACAGAUAGAUGUCCUGACUCUGAGAGGGUUGGAGGAGGAGAAGCAGGCUAAGAUAGUAGAGUUCCUCAGUACACCCAUUGAAAGGGAGGCUAUCAUCUCUAUGGAGCCAGGCAUGUUGAAGUACAUCCAGACACACUGUCACCAGCUACUGGCAGAUAUGGACCAGGUGUCCAUCUUCCCUCUGGACGCACAUGACGUCUGUGGACUCAAAGUAAGUGUUUUACCUUUUUAGAAAUAUCAUAAAAACAUGUCAUUCCAUUAUAGAAAUUAAUUCACAGUAUAUGCUGUAAUUCUCUCAUACCCUUUUCACACUACCGAGUCAAGCUGAGCUGUACUGGGUUGGCCUGGUUACACGUGCUGGAGUGGACAAUGUGAAAAUAAAAUAUCUGAGCCAAUACGGUUGAGGUUGGCACGCUAGUGUGAAAAGGGUAUCCAAUGUCUUUGUGAAUAAUGGUCUUAUACACUGUUUCAUACUCGUCAUGUCUAUGAUUGGUAGAUCCACGGCAACGCAGGGGCGUGUCAAAUGGCCGAUGAGGUUCUGAGGGGCGUGGUGUCGUCCAUCGUGACCAGAACCAUCACAGUGAACGAACCGGGCGUGGCGCGGUUCCUCAUCCAGGAGGGAGAGGGGACCAGCAUCCUCAGGGAGAUGCAGGCCAAGUUCCAGGUCUACAUCAACAUGGAGAAGGUGCACUGGGAACCCCUGGAGAACGAGGUAGUUGGCCCAAUGAUGACCAUAUUAAUAUAGACUGUAUUAUCGCUGCAUUUACUACCAUUACUAAUUCACUUGCAAAUGAAGUAGCCAAAUGAUAAACAUCUACACAUACAGUGGGGGAAAAAAGUAUUUAGUCAGCCACCAAUUGUGCAAGUUCUCCCACUUAAAAAGGUGAGAGAGGCCUGUAAUUUUCAUAAUAGGUACACGUCAACUAUGACAGACAAAUUGAGAAAAAGAAAUCCAGAAAAUCACAUUGUAGGAUUUUUAAUGAAUUUAUUUGCAAAUUAUGGUGGAAAAUAAGUAUUUGGUCACCUACAAACAAGCAAGAUUUCUGGCUCUCACAGACCUGUAACUUCUUCUUUAAGAGGCUCCUCUGUCCUCCACUCGUUACCUGUAUUAAUGGCACCUGUUUGAACUUGUUAUCAGUAUAAAAGACACCUGUCCACAACCUCAAACAGUCACACUCCAAACUCCACUAUGGCCAAGACCAAAGAGCUGUCAAAGGACACCAGAAACACAAUUGUAGACCUGCACCAGGCUGGGAAGACUGAAUCUGCAAUAGGUAAGCAGCUUGGUUUGAAGAAAUCAACUGUGGGAGCAAUUAUUAGGAAAUGGAAGACAUACAAGACCACUGAUAAUCUCCCUCGAUCUGGGGCUCCACGCAAGAUCUCACCCCGUGGGGUCAAAAUGAUCACAAGAACGGUGAGCAAAAAUUCCAGAACCACACGGGGGGACCUAGUGAAUGACCUGCAGAGAGCUGGGACCAAAGUAACAAAGCCUACCAUCAGUAACACACUACGCCGCCAGGGACUCAAAUCCUGCAGUGCCAGACGUGUCCCCUUGCUUAAGCCAGUACAUGUCCAGGCCCGUCUGAAGUUUGCUAGAGUGCAUUUGGAUGAUCCAGAAGAGGAUUGGGAGAAUGUCAUAUGGUCAGAUGAAACCAAAAUAGAACUUUUUGGUAAAAUCUCAACUCGUCGUGUUUGGAGGACAAAGAAUGCUGAGUUGCAUCCAAAGAACACCAUACCUACUGUGAAGCAUGGGGGUGGAAACGUCAUGCUUUGGGGCUGAUUUUCUGCAAAGGGACCAGGACGACUGAUCCGUGUAAAGGAAAGAAUGAAUGGGGCCAUGUAUCGUGAGAUUUUGAGUGAAAACCUCCUUCCAUCAGCAAGGGCAUUGAAGAUGAAAUGUGGCUGGGUCUUUCAGCAUGACAAUGAUCCCAAACACACCGCCCGGGCAACGAAGGAGUGGCUUCGUAAGAAGCAUUUCAAGGUCCUGGAGUGGCCUAGCCAGUCUCCAGAUCUCAACCCCAUAGAAAAUCUUUGGAGGGAGUUGAAAGUCCGUGUUGCCCAGCGACAGCCCCAAAACAUCACUGCUCUAGAGGAGAUCUGCAUGGAGGAAUGGGCCAAAAUACCAGCAACAGUGUGUGAAAACCUUGUGAAGACUUACAGAAAACGUUUGACCUGUGUCAUUGCCAACAAAGGGUAUAUAACAAAGUAUUGAGAAACUUUUGUUAUUGACCAAAUACUUAUUUUCCACCAUAAUUUGCAAAUAAAUUCAUAAAAAAUCCUACAAUGUGAUUUUCUGGAGAAAAAAAAUCUCAUUUUGUCUGUCAUAGUUGACAUGUACCUAUGAUGAAAAUUACAGGCCUCUCUCAUCUUUUUAAGUGGGAGAACUUGCACAAUUGGUGGCUGACUAAAUACUUUUUUCCCCCACUGAAGAUGUAUAAUGGCAGCGAUUUGUUUUCUGUGCCAUGAACUUGUUCCUCUACAUUGUUUGCUGCAUGCUGUCAUUUUGAUUGGGAUAAGCAUGGUUAAGCCUAUGGUGUAUUUCAGAGAUUGUAGGAGGCUGGUGGGAGGAGCUAUAUGAGGACCGGCUCAUUGUAAUGGCUGGAAUGGAAUUCACGGAACGGUAUCAAGCGUAUGAAACCACAUGGUUGACACCGUUCCAUUGAUUGCAUUCCAGCCAUUACAAUGAGCCCAUCCUCCUAUAGCUCCUCCCACCAGCCUCCUCUGUCAGAUGUGUGUAUAUAUAUUCUGUGUGUCUAUAUACAGUACGUCUCUGGUGUAUUCUAGCUUUGUCCUCUCCCUACAGGACAUCUUUGAGGCUGCGUGGAAUAUGAUGUCCCAUCAGAGCUUCCAGAGAAGGUCCUCAGAUGGUUCCUUACAGGCCUCCACAUCAGUUCUGACUCACACUAACCAGACUUCCAACGACUUCUCAGCUCCAGACAUAGGUACACACUUUCAUCUCACUAUUCUCAUAUCAAUCAAAUGUAUUUGUAAAACUAUUUUUACAUAAUUUGUCACAACUUGUACAGUAACCCAGCCUAGACCCUGAAGAGCACAUGGAAGCACAGUGGCCAGAAUAAUCUUCAGAGAAGGGAGUUAUUCUAUUGGCAUUGUUGUUUUGCAAUCACUGAAAACAUAUGUACUGAUCCCAGGUCUUAUAGAGGAGGCAAAGAGGCUAAUCUCAGCCAUAGAUGAGAUGGUGGACUCUGGCCUCUCUAGUCUGACCAGAACCACUGACAUUGAGGAGGAUCUGUCUACGGCCGGGGAACCCAUGGCCCUCAGCACUGACCACAACCCAGACAGAGACAGCACUGACGUGGAGGAGGAGGCUCCACAGCCGCUAGUGGAUGGAGGGGGUAGUGAUGAUGAGGGUGCUCUUGCUCCUCUGGCAACGCAACUCUCUUCUAACCUGGAGGAGGAGGCCCAGAUGUCCCUGGCCAUCCAGUACUCCAUGGAAACCACAAAGAGGUCCCUGACCGAGGAGGAGGAGCUGCAGAAGGUUCUGGAGCUGUCCAAUAUGAUGACGAAGAUGACUCGGCAUGAUAGUGGUGCCAUGGCUACCGCUUCCCUCCCUACUGCUGGCUCCCACCUCGAUCAGGCUGUCCAGGUGUCUCUGCAGGAGGCCAUCCAGUCAGCCAACACGGCAACAAUCUUUGUGUUCGCUGGCUAUAGCUGUGAUCUGAUCAGAGUGGACAUUGCCCUGAACAAGAAGGUCACCCUGAGACGGCAUGAGGAGAAGCUAGAGCACCGCAGCCUGAGGAACCUGUCUCAGUACCACAGGUACGUGUGUGUCUGUGUGUACACUGUCUUUUUUAUAGUGAUGGAAAAUCCAUAUCGAUGUCAGUUGCAUUUUUUCUAUUCAAUAUCAUAUUGGUUCGUAGAAAACAGUCCAGACAACUGCUUGCAGUUUGCCCAUUGGGCCAGGUGUGUUCUGAUGGUAUAAACCUACCUAACCAGGGUUGUGGGUUCGAUUUCCCACGGGGGGCCAGUAUGAAAAAAUUUAUGCACUCACUAACUGCAAGUCGCUCUGGAUAAGAGCGUCUGCUAAAUGACUAAAAUGUAAAUGUAAAUACAAUGGGAAGCCCAUCCACAGUUGAUGGCCCAUCAGCAGGCAAUUAAGUAUGGUACCUUUAAGAGCCUGUGAGAAGAUCUGUUUUGUGCCUGCAGGAACAGUCAUGUAUGCUUUUUAUAGAAUAGUGUAGGUUAACAGGAAGAAUAUACCUAUAUUAAAAUAUGCCUUGCUCAUAUCAAUAUUAAACAAUAUCAUAUGGAAUUUUCAAUGUUGGUGCCCACCAAUCAGGAGGUGUCUGGACCUCAUCAAGAGGAAACACGCCGUGGAGGUCACCAUCCAGGGAACCACGGCAAUCCUCUCCGGGUUCAAAGACUUUGUUACCGGGGCGAUGCCGGACAUGAAGCUGUUGCUGAGGAGGAUCUCCACGACGAUGUCAGACGCUGACAUCCUGCGGAUGGUGCAAUGGGUGUGGCACGACCCGGCGUCGUCAGGAACGAAGACCCCGUACGCUCCAGAGGCGACAGUGUUUAUGGAGAACGCCUGGAAGAUGAGGCAGAAAAAGAUUGACAUCCUGCUCAACAACCAACCGCACAUCAUCAACUUUGAGAAGAUGCAGGAGUACAACGUGGCCUCUGGGAAGUCAGUAACCAUCUCCAGGAAGAUGCUGAGCUCAGAAGAUGUGUACUCAGAUAUACAAGGUAAAGAGAACUUUGCAAAUACUGUAUGUGAGCUUAUUCUUAUGUUAUUUAUUUAUUUGGUAAGAAUUACAUUUGUGAGAUGCUAUUUAAUUACUGAUGCAAUAUCCGUGUUGUCUUAUUAACAAAGCUAUUUAAUGUUGCACUGUUUUCCUUCAUGCUAUAUUGCACUUAAAUUGCUACAAUAUGUUUCUCUGUUUUUCAGAUGAGGACUACAGUCUACUGUCCAACCUGCCUGAAAUGUCCAGAGUGAACGAGGACUCGGAUGAGUUCCAGGAUGUUGUGAAAGACUUCUAUGACUCCAUUCAGGAGUACCACAACAGAAUCAGAAUCAUUAAAGUAUGUAGUAUCUAUCAACAGCAACUAACCAUUAACUUUGUAUUGUAUCAGUGAUGUCAGAAGCCAUUCCUCUGUUAAUCUCAUUUCCCAGAUUGAGAAACUGAUGAAUAGGCUCCUGUACAACCAGUACAGACUGAAGAAGGCUAGUAUAUAUCAGAGUGCCACUGACCCAGAAGUGGAGCGGACUCUGUACCACGGUACAAGCGAGACCAGCGUGAAAGAGAUCUGUGUUCAUGGCUUCAACAGAAGCUUCUGUGGAAAGAAUGGUAAGGCCUUUCUAAUUAUUAUUGGGGUUUUUUAAUCAGCUUUUUUUAUUUCAUUUUAACAUUAUUUUCAUGUAGACAUUAAUGUGGCCUCUCUUGUAUAUCCUGGUCUCUCUGCAGCCAUUGUGUACUGUCAAGGGUUCUACUUUGUACUAAUUUGGCCUAUUGUAUCUCUUUCAGUAAUAAUUUGGUCUCUUGUUGUGGUUUCUCUCUGCAGCCACUGUGUAUGGUCAGGGGGUUUACUUUGCUGUGAACUCGGCCCUGUCCGUCCAGGAUCAGUAUUCUCCCCCCAACGCAGACGGACACAAGUUUGUGUUUGUGACCAAGGUGCUUACUGGGGACUUCACUCAGGGCAGUCACUCCAUGAAGACUGCUCCUCUGAAGGAGACUACUGAGAUACCCCUCAGAUACGACAGCGUGGCAGAUAAGACGGCCAACCCCUCUCUGUUUGUUAUCUUCAACGACACACAGGCCUACCCUGAGUAUCUCAUCACAUGUCAGAAGAUUCACCGCUGAGGGAAGGAAGGAGUGGGAGAUGAUUGAUAUUCAAAAAAGCACCAACUCUGUUUCGGCCUAGUGUUUAUACAUUUUUCCCUAUUGGGAAGAGGAUUCAUGGGAAUUCUAUUAGAAAUAUACUGUGCAUUGUGUUUCUUUAAUCAUGCAUCUUAAUUUAGUUUUUCUAACUUGUUUACGCCGCUGCUGUUUAUUUAUGAGACAACAAUAUAGCCUUCUUCUACAGUAUAAUUACAAAUACUCAUUGUUAUCCAUACCAAUAAUACGAUUGCAAAGCGUUCAUUCACAGUGCAAUUCAAUCAUGAAUUAGCUAAAUGCAAUAUUCUCGACUCAAACCGUAUAGUUUGAUCUUUAUAAUCAAUGAAACACAUAACGCACCUCCAAUGGUAUUACAUGGAAUUUUACCUGUGAAAUGCUGGAAUGCGGUUUUAACCAAU